Messenger RNA from Schizosaccharomyces cryophilus OY26, 1169 nucleotides. RefSeq lists its product as uncharacterized. NCBI's taxonomy places the organism in Eukaryota, Fungi, Ascomycota, Schizosaccharomycetes, Schizosaccharomycetales, Schizosaccharomycetaceae. The transcript has a single exon. Bases 169 to 957 code for a protein of 262 amino acids. The record is from RefSeq and is a predicted model, not a curated record.
GUAUAAAUCUAUAUAAUUUCUAAUAAUUAUAUACCUUUAUAUAUUUUACAAGUCGUUCUUUUUAAAAGUUCCUACUUUGAUUCUGUUUGAAUCAUAAAAAACCUAGCCUUGCAUAUUUUGCAUUAUCUAUUCAUCUUUUCUUUUUGAACUUUUUUCUAUCUUUGCAUAAUGAAAUUAAUUGCUCUUGUCGCUAGCUUCUUUGCUGCUGCUUUUGCUUACAACGAAGUUACUGCCCCUGCUACGAAUGCUGUCAUCCAAGAAGGUGGUGGUGUUUACACUGUGUCAUGGAAUAACCUAACUAGUGAUACUGUUACAUUGACUUUGCUUAGUGGAAGCAAUGAUGCCUUGCAACCUCUCGAAACCAUCGCAUCUAACAUCAAAAACACUGGUACUUAUGGUUGGAAAGUUCCUAGUCAUUAUCCUUCCGCUGAUAACUACUUGCUGUCCAUUUCUUGGGAUGGUGAUAGUUCCUAUUCCAAGUACUUUACUUUUCAAGCUUGCUCUACUUGUACUAUUUCCUCCAUUGAUCUCAGCUACAGUGGAUCUAUGUCUGCCACCUCGGUAGCUGCUUCUAACAUUGGCACUCGCAGCGCCACUUCUUCUACUACUUCUUCUUCUAGUCCUAGUUCCUCUGCUUCUCGUGGUUCCUCUUCUCAAUCAAGCGGCUCUUCCAAAUCUUCUGGCUCUUCUUCUCCCAUCUCUACCUCUGGAUCCUCUAGUGGAUCUGUAUCUGCCCCUGUUGGAAAGACUGCUAGUACCGCUAGCAGUGGCUUCUCCGCUAGUUCUACUUCCGGAAAAUCUCAAUCAAGCAGUGGUUCUAGCUCUGGUUCGAGCUCUAGUUCUGGUCCUAGCUCUGGCUCUAGCUCUAGCAGCUCUCCCGCUUCUCCUUUGGUGAAGACUGGCUGUAAUGUUCUUGCUGUCGUUGGUGUUGUUUCUGCUCUUACCAUGUUCCUUUAAAUGUCUUGGAAUUUUCAAAAAUUUCCUUCAUAAGCAAUUUUUUGCAAUAUGUCUUGUCUUUCAUUUUCAUCUUCCAUAAAUCAUCAUUCAUCUGCAUUGGUUUUGAUUAUUUGCAUUUUUUUGAUUAUUAUAUAAUACAUAAUUAUAUUUGUGCUAAUCUAUAUAUGUUUCAUUAGUAUUUUUACUUUCUAAUCAUUUCACCUGUGAAGAGU